UUAUAACCUCCAAAGAUUACAAAACCCACAAAACCGAGGAAUAAGAACAAUAUUUUCUCUUAUUUUGUAAAGAGUUCUUUCAUAAUCGUAAAUUAAAAACAUAAACAAGCGAAAAAUAUAAUAUAAAAGUGCCUUCUAUCAGAAGACAAUGAAUAUAGCUCGUACAAUUUGCACAAUUCGCAGCAAGAAUGUCAGCAAAAAAGUGUUCAGAAAUUUUCGCAUAUCUUCCUCAAACUACGAUUCAACACAAGCAUCGCAACCUAAAGUGCAAGAAGAAAAAUACGAUUUCGAAGACUUGAAGGUUAUAGAGCGAGCGGAGAGCAGAAAAGCUGCGAUACCGCCUUUUAUGAAGAAUGUGUUCGUAUCCAUAUUUGACCGGGAGUUGCUAGCUUAUCCUGAAAUUUUAAAUAAAGAUGACAGUGAAGACUUGGAUAAGAGAGUGUCUAGACUGCAGGCGGUGUUUGGGAACCCGGAGAAAACAAAAGAAGAGCGUCAAGAAGUGUUAAUACAGAACCAAAUGUAUGCCGCGCCUGUAUCUUUAACACUCGGUGGGUUGGCCAUGAAUGUAACAGAGAGUAUAAGAUACCUAGAAACAAUAUCAUCAGAUCUUCAACUGGGUCAACAACUGAGCGACCACUGGGUAGCCCUGGAGGCUUUAAAGGCCGGUCUCCGAUCAGAGCAGUUCCGACAGAUCUUGGACGACCUGGUCUCUGGAGAGAAUGUGGUUUCCCUGUGUGUUAAGGAGAAGCUUGCUGAGAGGAUAUCGCAGGCUGAUUUUAGGACCACUGCGGAGAUGGAUGGACAAGAAAUAUGGAGGAUCUCCGGUGAAAAAGUUUGCAGUGCCACUUCCGGCUACUUCUUAGUCCUGGGCAGUUCUGAAGCGGGCAGGAUCCGGGCGUUCCUGGUGCAUCCUGGCGCUGCGGGCGUGACGGCUACUGGGGACUUUGUCACCUUCCAGAAGACACCGGCUACACCCCUCGAUGAGGUGACAGAAGCGGCCCUGGCACAAAUCCUGGGUGCGUCGCGGCUCCACACGGCUACUUUAUGCCGCUGCAGCCUCCAGCGCGCCAUGCUAGCGGCCACCGACUAUAUCAGAGACAGGGCUUUCAAUGGUAAACCACUAUCCGAGAUGCCAAUGCUCCGUUCCACCAUAGGUUCCACUCUGUUGGACAUAUAUGCUUCAGAAAGUGCAGAGUAUUUCACAGCUGGCUUACUAGACGGAUAUCUUAACCCCGACGCUGAGAUAGAGAUGGCUAUGUGCAGAAACUUCAUAGCGUCCGCCGGGCUCGCCAGAAUUCUGGACCUCCUGUCUAUCCCUCCGUUGGAGAACCAAAAGGAGUUCAGUCGGUACCUCGAGGAUAUGCGCCUGCUCACGUUCCGGGGGGAGAACAGAGAUGGCGUUAAUAUAUUCAUUGCACUAAACGGUAUCCACCAUGCCGGCAAAGUGAUGGCAGAGGAAAUAAAGCAAAUCAGAAACCCGCUAUUCCACCCCAGCUUCAUUGUUAAGAAGGUCUUCGCCAACAGGCAUCAGGAAAAAGACGAUCCCAAGUUGAAUCUGUAUUUGGCUGAGCAUUUGCACCCGUCGCUCCGACCGGCCGCCGAGCAGUUAGAAUACAGUGUGCUGAGAAUGAGAUUCGCGUGUGAAACUAUCAUGUCGCGGCACGGGAACAAAGUUGGAGAGGCGUUCACUGAACUGAACAGAUUGGCAGAGGCUGCGACAGAGAUCCUCGUCAUGACUGCCGUCCUCGCUAGGGCUUCAAGAUCCUACUGUAUUGGGGUACGCAACGCCGAACUAGAGAUGAAACUAGCAGCAUGCUUCGUUGAGCAAUCCAGAGACAGGGUGCGGAAACUCAUUAAAGAGUUAGAUGACGGGGAAUUCAUUAAUUUAGACCAUUUCAAGCUACAGUUUGGCAAGAGAGUCCUUGAUACCAAGUCAGCUGUCGUUGAAAAAGCGACUACCAGAGUGUUUUGGUAGAAUAAAGUUGAAUAAAUGUUAUAAAUU
Messenger RNA from Cydia strobilella, 2002 nucleotides. It is a transcript of the gene Egm, whose product is annotated as complex I assembly factor ACAD9, mitochondrial. The coding region runs from base 149 to 1975 and encodes 608 amino acids. Gene Ontology annotation, molecular function: acyl-CoA dehydrogenase activity; flavin adenine dinucleotide binding. NCBI's taxonomy places the organism in Eukaryota, Metazoa, Arthropoda, Insecta, Lepidoptera, Tortricidae. The transcript has 10 exons. The record is from RefSeq and is a predicted model, not a curated record.